Molecule: messenger RNA, 6935 nt
Organism: Pelodiscus sinensis (Chinese soft-shelled turtle)
Lineage: Eukaryota; Metazoa; Chordata; Testudines; Trionychidae
Source: RefSeq, a predicted model, not a curated record
GUGGCUAUCAAACUGUUUUUGUCUUUAGGUAACUGUAGGUCGAGGAUUUGGUCUCACCUACCAGCUGGUCUCAAAAACCUGCCCACUGAUGAUCUCUCGUUACCACUGUGCUUUCAAACAGAAUGCACAAGGCCAGUGGACAGUGACGGACAACAAGAGUCUAAAUGGUGUUUGGCUGAAUAAGGAACGUCUUGAUCCAUUCAAGGCCUACACAAUAGGUGAAGGAGACCAUAUUCAACUAGGAGUGCCUUUGGAUAACAAAGAGACUGCUGAAUAUGAGUAUGAAGUGAUUAAGGAAGAAUGGGAGAAAGUUUGCCCAUUUUUAGCUCCAAGAAAUGACCAAGUGAUGGGGAAAGCUAAGGGUGCAAGAACUAAACGUAAGCUUAGUUUGGAGGAAUCGGAAGCAUCUGGAGCAGAAGGCCCUUCAGAUUCCCGAUCUAAAAGGGACAGAGUGUCCUGCGAUAGUGAACCUUUGAGUAAAUCACAGGAAAGGGCAGAACUGGCCAAACAACAAACAGAAAACAUGGAUGUCAAGCUACCUUCUCCUGGACCAAGCAUGGAGGAGGAUGACGCUCCAAUGUAUUGUAUUCCUGUGAACUCUGAGAAAGCUGUAUCUCUUAGGCAUAAGGACCAGAAAGCCUCUAGUCUGGCACAGUCUUGGACUGGUUUGGAAAUGCUGAGGAAAACCCUCGGUGAUAUAAUGAAGCUGAAAGUCAAGAUGGAGGAGAAGAAGACAGCUAUUUUGAGUGUGAGGAAGAGCAGGAAGUCUGGUCAAAAAGAAAUCAAGGUGAUGGAACAGGAGCUGCAGGAAUUGCAGAACCAGUUGUGCACUGAACAGGAACAUCAGCAGCAGAGGGUGGAACAGUUGGAGAGGACAUUCUAUGAGGAGCAGCAGCAGCUCCUGGAGGGAGUGAAGAAGCAGCAAGGCGAAGAGAAUCUGAAGGAGCAACUGGCCCAGGUUCUGCAGGAGCAUCGUGCUCUGAUGGAUGAGCUGAGCCGUAGCAAGAAGGAUUUUGAAGAGAUCAUUCAAGCUAAGAAUAAAGAAUUGGAAGAAACUAAGGAGGAGAAAGAGAAGGCAAGAGCACAAAAAGAGGAGGUUUUGAGUCAGAUGAAUGAUGUACUGGAAAAUGAGCUGCAGUGCACAAUCUGUUCUGAAUACUUUAUUGAGGCUGUCACUCUGAACUGUGCACACAGCUUCUGCUCCUAUUGCAUCAAUGAAUGGAUGAAACGUAAAGUGGAAUGUCCCAUCUGUAGGCGGGAGAUACAGUCCAAGACACGAUCCCUGGUUCUGGACAACUGCAUAGACAGGAUGGUAGAAAACUUGAACUUGGAGAUGAAGGAGCAUCGCUUGGCUCUCAUCCGAGAGCGCAAAGUAAAAAUGAAGAGACGAGCAGAGACCGAAUUUAGCAUCAACCAGAAGAAGCAGAAAAAGAGGGCAGAAGAUCUGGGAUUGAACCUCAGUUCCACUUCCGAUGAUGAACCUCCAUUUAGUAAUCAUGCAACUCAAGAGUCUUCCAGUAGCGGCAGCGGCUCUGACAGUGAGAGCGAGGAGAAGCGACCUGUCUUUGGCUCUGACAGCAAUGAGUUCAAAGCAGACUCUCUUGUGGAGGGCACCUCCUCACGCUACUCCAUGUAUAACAGCGUCUCCCAAAAGCUCAUGGCCAAGAUGGGCUUCCGGGAAGGAGAAGGUCUGGGGAAAUACAGCCAGGGAAGGAAAGAUAUCGUUGAGACCUCCAAUCAAAAGGGAAGGAGAGGCUUGGGACUGACCCUGAAAGGCUUCGAUGGGGAUCUGAACAUUGACUGGCGGGAUGAGCCAGAGCAGGCUGGUGCCUUUGAACAGGUGAGCUGGUUCCCAGAAUGCACCACUGAAAUCCCAGAUGCCCACGAGAUGAAGAAUUGGAUGACCGUGGGGAAGAGGAAGAUGGUGAUUGAAGAUGAAACAGAAUUCUGUCACGAAGAGCUUCUGCACAGUGUCCUGCAGUGCAAGAGUGUGUUUGAUGAGCUGGAUGGAGAGGAGAUGCGUCGAGCCCGGACAAGGUCCAACCCCUACGAGAUGAUCCGGGGAGUCUUCUUCCUGAACAGAGCGGCGAUGAAGAUGGCGAACAUGGACUAUGUCUUCGACCACAUGUUCACGAACCCGAAGGACUCUCAUGGGAAGCCCCUAAUAAAGGAACGGGAUGCAGAGCUGCUUUACUUUGCUGAUGUGUGCGCCGGCCCCGGGGGCUUCUCAGAGUAUGUGCUCUGGAGGAAGAAGUGGCACGCAAAGGGGUUCGGCAUGACCUUGAAAGGACCAAAUGACUUUAAACUGGAAGAUUUUUAUUCUGCCUCCAGUGAGCUCUUUGAGCCUUAUUACGGAGAGGGUGGGAUUGACGGAGAUGGAGACAUCACCCGCCCAGAAAACAUCACUGCAUUCCGAAAUUUUGUUUUGGACAACACCGAUCGCAAGGGGGUGCAUUUCUUAAUGGCAGAUGGGGGUUUCUCUGUGGAGGGUCAGGAGAACCUGCAGGAAAUUCUAAGCAAACAGUUGUUGCUUUGCCAGUUCCUUACAGGACUCUCUAUCAUCCGGACAGGAGGACACUUUAUCUGCAAAACCUUUGACUUGUUCACGCCAUUUAGCGUGGGGCUUAUAUAUUUGCUGUACUGCUGCUUUGAGCGAGUGAGUCUCUUUAAACCUGUGACGAGCCGUCCUGCUAACUCAGAGAGGUAUGUCGUGUGUAGAGGGCUGAAGUCAGGCAUCGAUGAUGUGCGGGAAUACCUCUUCAUGGUGAACAUCAAACUCAACCAGCUGCGCAACUCUGACCUGGAUGUAAAUCUUGUUGUUCCCAUGGAAGUGAUUAAGGGUGACCAUGAGUUUUAUGACUUCAUGGUCCAGUCAAAUGAAAGCCACUGUAAAGUUCAGAUCAAAGCACUAGCAAAAAUUCACGCCUUUGUUCAAGACACGACCCUGAGUGAGCCACGGCAGGCUGACAUUCGAAAGGAGUGCCUCCGGCUGUGGGGGAUUCCAGAUCAGGCCCGAGUUGCUCCAUCCUCCUCGGAUCCCAGGUCCAAGUUCUUUGAGCUCAUCCAGGGAACAGACAUUGAUAUCUUUAGUUUUAAACCAACACCACUCAACUCAAAAACCCUGGAGAAGAUCCGCCAUGUUUUAGAUUACAGAUGUAUGGUAUCUGGAAGUGAACAGAAGUUUCUGCUAGGGUUGGGGAAAUCCCAGAUCUACACGUGGGAUGGUCGCCAGUCAGAUCGCUGGAUGAAACUGGACCUGAAAACUGAGCUGCCGCGGGAUACCCUUCUCUCCGUGGAGAUUGUUCAUGAGCUAAAAGGAGAGGGGAAAGCCCAGCGAAAGAUCAAGGCCAUCCAUAUCCUGGAUGUCUUGGUGCUGAAUGGCAAUGAUGUCCGAGAGCAGCACUUUAACCAGCGGAUUCAGCUAGCAGAGAAGUUUGUCAAAGCUGUUUCCAAACCUAGCCGGCCGGAUAUGAACCCCAUCCGGGUGAAGGAGGUGUACAGACUGGAGGAGAUGGAAAAGAUUUUUGUACGGUUAGAGAUGAAGAUCAUCAAGAGCUCCGGUGGAAUACCACGGCUGUCCUACACGGGCCGGGACGACAGGCACUUUGUGCCCAUGGGACUCUACAUAGUCAGGACUGUGAACGAUCCUUGGACAAUGGCGUUCAGCAAAAACUCCAAGAGGAAAUUUUUCUAUAACAAGACAACCCAUGAGUCGACAUACGAUCUCCCUCAUGAAUCCAUCGCACCCUUUCACAUCUGCUAUUUCAGCCGUCUCUUCUGGGAAUGGGGGGAAGGGGUCAAAGUGCACGACUCCCAGAAAAGGCAAGAUGCGGAGAAGCUGUCCAAGGAGGAAGUCCUUUCUUUCAUCCAGGCGCACUACCCCUGAUCCCCCAGCGUGAACUCUCUGGGGACUGACUGAUGAGAGGGGAGGCAAAGACAGGAGGAGGGAGUCUUCCAUCCAGGAGCUGCAGGCCUUCUGUGGAGGAGAACUGAUUCCUGGGGGUUGGAGGGUGGGGUUUGGUGCUCAGAAGAAGUGGGAUAAAGCCCCAGCCUGUGAGUACCAGUUUAUACAAGUAUCUGGCCCAGGCAGCAGCGGCGGUAGGUGCCUCAGAGGUGAGAUACCAGGAGCCAUGGUCUGAUGCUCCUCUGUGCUAUCCCACUGCAUUCCUGGCAGCUUUCCCCACUCGUGCUCCGAACUUCAUCCAGGUGUCUGCUCUCCGAGUUCCACUGCUACAUGUGCGGAGCAAUUAGGAGGCUGCAUACUGUUCCCUGGCAGCACUGAGAGAAAAGGACAGUGGUCACAGGAUGUAGGGAGGUCUGUACCUGGGAAGAGUGCAUUUAGAAGGCCUUGCCGCUCUCCCGGCAGCCACCUCUGUCUCCUUCGCCUCGAGCCAGUGGGCUUUUGUUAAAUACAGGGAUGGCUCAUUGGGAAGUGCAGGCUCUUGGCAUGUGAGGAUAGUCACUUUUUGCCAGUGGCUCCAGCACUUCCGCCCCAGAGGCACUGGGCAGGUUGUGAGGAGUUCUUGGGUGCUAGCAUUUUGGUGGAAGGAAGCCAGUCCUCAUGGCAGGAGAUCACUGACUCCAAGCCAGCAGCCUAGGUGUGAGCACAUGAAUCUGCCCUAGGAUAAUGCUGAGAUGUUUUGCUUUUUUCAGUGCUCAAAACCAUCCCCCAGUUUCCGUCUCUCAUUACCCCUCCAUGUGUGUUCAGUGAUGAAAGCAAAACGGGGAAGGGACCGUGACUCUUACCAUGCUGGUUAGUCAAAAGACAAGCAAUCCCACAACCAUUGUAGGAGAAACCCAUCUUUCCUGUUUGAAUCACAGAACAGGCUUUACCCCCUGCCCUCCCCUCCAGACCUAGAGCCAUGUCUGUAGCAAAAGGCACAGCCCUGGGAUUCUAGCAUGGCAGCAGGACAUUUGUGUUUCAGCAGAUCACAGUUCAAAAUCAUGACUCAUUUCAGUGCUAGGCCCGCUACACAAAGCCACCCCAAAGAGCAGGACUGCCCUCAUUGCCUGUUUUAACUUUGUGCUGGCCUUCAGAAAUGCCUCUGGCCUAGGCUCACACGUGGAUCAGAAGUUAAUAGGUGGUUGGCUGCUUCGAUCCAUGCAGUCACUUAUUUUUUCUUACACGGGUUGGCAAUAAGGGAAAAGCUGACUUGGGGGUUGCCUAGACUGUGCCUUAAAGAGAACUGUGUAUCUCUUGGAAACUAGAGGCAACCUUUCAGAUUCUCAUCCCCUCUUCAUCCUCCCCAGGCCAGUGCAGGAUGUGACUGGGUCUUUAUCGUAGAACAUGGGGAGUUCAGCUCGGGCAGAAGUAUACAUUUGGGUGAGAGUCACCUCAUAACCAAGGGCAGCACAAGGACUGGGCAUCACUUAAGUUACAUUUUACCUCUAUGAACCUCAUUAGGGCUUAAGUGGUGUGCAGGGUAACUUUCACCCUGAGCUCAUAGGCCUUUGCUUUCCCAGCUCACAGUGUUCCAUGUCUGCAUGAUCAGUUGGUGGUCAGGCAUCUGUUAGUCCCCCAGUUGCUUAGUGUAAUUGAGUUUAGCCAUUGCUGGUUUCUUUGCUCCUCUUUGUAACAUGGAUCUGCAUGUUGAGGCUUGAUUGCUGCAGCAUGGUGAUUGUCACAGCUCAUCUUGCCUUGGACUGGGCUGUCAUUGCAUGGGGAAACUCAGCUUUCAACUUUGGAAAGUGGUGGGAGCCCACGUUGGACUUGGGUAUCCCCUGUUGGGCCCAGAAGAGCCCCGCUGCCCAAGUGUAUUUAGAACACUGCCUUCUGCAAGCGCAGGCUUUGUGGCCUUUUCAUGAAGGUGGCUAAGGACAUGACAGACCUAGUUGCCCUGUGCCCUGUAGCAGGCAAGGGGAAGGUUUGCCAGCCCAUCCGAGAGCUGGAUGUGAGACUGCCCCAGAGUCAUGGGAGCAUGUGGCCUAAGAGCAGCCCUUCUGGAGAGGACAGCAGCCCCACCCAGUGCAGUUAUUGGCUACCUGGUAUUUAUUGAAGGCUCCUCCAUGAGGAGCAGUGAGGAGGUUCCACAGGUGGGGAAGGAGGUGCCUCUGACCAGGCAGCCAUCAUGCCAGCAAGAAGCCCAGGAGCCUUCCUGGAGCCUAUUCCUUUUUCUCUUGGGCUUUUACUGUGUCUUCGGCACCCACAAGGGUGUGCCCCCCACUAAGGCCUUGGCCCCUUCCUGUUUGUGGGGCUAGAGGUGUCCCAUAGAAAACAUACCAUGACUAAUCUAGGUCUCCCAUUAGCCUUUAUCUGGUACUGGAACCCAGGGGUGCAGAAGAAACCCAAGCCGCCUGCAGGCAGCUGAGAGACUGCCUGCUUUCCCCCUUGCCCCAAUUUGCUUUGCUUUUAGUCGCUUGUAUUUUUUAAAAGGAGAUGUAUUUUUGGAUGCACUGAACCACACCUCCCAGCCACUGGUGGGAGGGCAGCACCAGCACCUCACUACUGCUUCCCUGCAGCAGGGAGAAUGCAGAGGGAGAAGGUUUUAUCCCAUGUCCACCUCUGGCUCAAGACUCUCCUAUCCCCAUUGCUCCUCCAGGCCUGGGAACUUGUGACUUGCUUUGAAAUGCCCUAAAGGAACUGAUCAGAGUUGAAAGGCCCAGAACCCCAAGAGGUCAAAACCACAUAUGUGCCGCUUUGUGUGGAUCGGCGCCGCUCAGCCCUGGCGGGGAGGAGGGUGUGGAAGGGGGAUUCAGUCUGAUCAUGUAGGCCAGUGAAUGUCUCGGUAUGAAAGGGAUGAUAGAAAAUGAGCCAGGGGCUGACCCAAGUUGCACUCUCCUGUUAGCUCCUGGGGGAGGAGAAGAAAGGUCUCACUGGAGGGAAUGUUUACAUCUGUUGAUUGCACAUUUUAUUGUAUUAGGCUGUGUAUCAUUUUGUGUUAAUUUCUCUGCUUUCAUUGUCUGUGUAUUACCAAUACAGUCCUUUAAUUCACAAA